Messenger RNA from Hyposmocoma kahamanoa, 1807 nucleotides. RefSeq lists its product as uncharacterized. The coding region runs from base 368 to 1612 and encodes 414 amino acids. Lineage: Eukaryota; Metazoa; Arthropoda; Insecta; Lepidoptera; Cosmopterigidae. The transcript is spliced from 8 exons. The record is from RefSeq and is a predicted model, not a curated record.
UGACGAACCGCCAGAUGGGGCGCACGUAUUUUGCCCCACAUUAUUCGAAACUUCGAAACUUUACCCCCAUACUAAAAACUACACUAACCACAUAAUCCUAAAAUUCUAUAAUAUAUUUAAUACCGCACUGACUUUCUGUGUUCAUUUUUAAUAUUUCCAAAUAAAUUGAAUUUAUACAAUCAACUUUAUGAACUAUGCAUAAGAUAACUAUAAAUUGUAGACAUUUAUGUUAAUUUGAUCGUCACAAAUUUGUAUGAGAGAAUUUGAAUCUGGUGUCACCUGGAAGACUUCUUUUACUACGCACCCCAGAGGAGUCAGCCCAACUUUAAGUACCAAGUAAUCAUCUGAGGAUGACCUACCACGCAGUAUGGAGGUAAAAAGGGAAAAAUCAGGCAGCUUAUCGCCAGUAAGACCAACGUCGAAGCGAGACAGUGGAGACGAAGGAAAAGGAUCCAGGUCGAGCAGUAAAUCAGAUAAGGAGCUAAAAUUACCUCCAGAGAAGUCACCCUGUGAUGACGUCACAGUGAAGAAAGAAAGGCGUCUUUCAAGAAAUAGCGACAAUUCCAAGGACACUUUUGAAAGGCAAGAUUCGAAAGCAACUUCACUGUCGAGCCCGAAAGUAUCAAGAAAAUACUUCACGAACUGGCGGCAAGCAUGUGACAAGACAAAAGACAAGACGAAAGAGCUAUUAAAAAGGUGGAGGACGCUGCCCGAGGCGGAGGCGGUAGAGAACCAGAUGCAGCCAGCCGGAAACCACGAGUACGAGAAGCACCACGGCUGGAGUGUUCAUGUUUGGACAACAUGGGUGAACCGGUGCAGCGAAGAUCUGGAAUGUUUGGAUCUGGAGGACGAGCAGCCGUUGGCCACCCUUAGCUCCGUGCAGAAUGACAAGAUGACGCUCUUCUUCACUGAACUGCUGGACCACGACCGUGAUGACGUCAUCGCCGAUCAUGACUUUGACCACUUCUUUGAUAAACUGGCUCAUUUCGCGGAUUGGUCCACAAACUCAUCAGAAUUCCACAUUCUACUUGAGGUGAAGCAGGAAUUUAUAGAACACUUCAUCAACCCAUUGCCUUCAAAAUGGGGCGAACUGCCCUAUUACAAACGUGUAUGUGGACCCGACGCUGAUACCCUCGGCCUGCCAGGACGCACCACACUGGACGGAUGGCUGGCGCGUUGGGCUCUCCAUCUCAGCGUGAUGAAGAGAUUCACCGACCUUCCACUGUACCUACAAUAUCUCUGCAAGAUCUUAUUUCACGUCGUCGACAGGAAUAGCACUGGUGAAAUAACGAAGUCAGCGCUGGCAUCGUUUUACCGCUCCGUGAUUGGCCUCACCGCAACGCGAGUCGACGAGAUUAUCGACACCGCGUACGACAGGAUGACCAGCAACGGCUACUUGAUUCUGGAUUACGGCACGUACGUGCACUGCUUCACCAACUGGUUGAUGGGGAAGAAUCCCAAUGGACCUGGACAGUGGGUUUUAGUGCCCCCAAAGGACUCCCUUCCUCAACCUCCUUUUCCCGUGGACUACAGCGCUUUGAACACCGAACCAGACAAACUGGAACCCUAUGCACCUGAUAAGAAGACGAACAGGCAUUCCGUUAUCGUAUAGACAUCGAAGACACCUUUACUGCAUCACCUGUAAUGAACCGUGAACACCGACAGAACUAUAGCUGAAUCUUGAAUAAAUAAAUUUUAUCUAAGAAAUGAGUAGAUAUGCUGAUAAGUAGUAAGUGAAACGUAGUCAAUUUUUUUGGUCUGAAAAUAAGGUUCUUUUACAAACUAGUAUUUUAAAUGAACCAGACAU